CCCAAGUUGGGUGGCUCAACAAUAGAGGUGCACCUUGAGUGCAUGGCGAAUGGCAGAAACUUGGAAGGUUUUGUUUUGAAGAUGAACAGUGGAUCCCGACACAGACAUUCCCAAUUCUUGAAGAAAAUGGGAAAAGCAAAGUGGACUCCUCCAACUUUGGAUAUGUUGACAUCAACCAUGGCGGAUGAAAAAGAUGGUUCAACCAUGAUUAAGUUGAACACCUCUAAUUACUUUUUGUGGAAGACUUUGAUGGAGGACAAGUUGUUUUGUAAAGACCUCUAUGACCCAAUUGAGCACAAAGGCAUCAAACCUGCAGAAAUUAAUGAUGCUGAUUGGAAAAAGAUUGAUCGCAAAGCUUGUGCCGUAAUCCGUAAAUGGGUUGACAUGAGUGUGAUUCAUCAUGUGGCUCAAGAGAAGGAGUCCUAUAAGUUGUGGACUAAGCUUGAAGGGCUGUUUGAAAGAAAGAAUGCCUUGAAGAAAGCUUCCCUCAUUAGAAAACUAGUCAAUCUCAAGUACAAAGAGGGCAAGAAUGUGUCUGAGCACUUGAAUAAUUUUCAAGAAAUUUUGAAUGAACUAGUUACAGUGAAGUUGGCCAUUGAUGAUGAGGUACAAGCAUUGAUUUUAUUGAGCUCUCUUCUGGAUAGUUGGGAGACUUUGGUGGUAACUUUAAGCAACUCAACAAGAGAUGGGGAGAUGACUCUGCAGCUGGUUAAGGACAGCAUAUUGAGUGAGGAAUCCAGAAGAAAAGAGCAAGGAAUUAUGAGUUCUGAGUCUAAAGCACUGGGGAAGUCCAGAGGUAGAUCAAAAUCCAAGAGCAGAGUGACUUGUUACACUUGUGGAAAGCAAGGUCAUUAUCAAAAGGAUUGUUGGCACAAUAGAGAUAAAAAUGUUAGGAAAAGGGGUGAUACUCAUGAAGAGAAGGAGGCCAAGGAGAACACUGCUGCAAUUACUUCUGAUGGUGAGAUGGGAAACAGAUCCGAAGCCAAGAUUGUGGGUGUUGGUGAUGUUUGGCUUGAAACAAACAUCGGGUCCAAGCUGCACUUGAAAAAUGUGAGACAUGUUCCUGAAAUACGUCUCAAUUUGAUGUCUACGGGUAUGCUAGAUGAUGAUGGCUACAUUAAUUAUUUCGGUAAUGGGACUUGGAAACUCACAAAUGGCACUAUGGUUAUGGCAAGAGGCAAGAAGAGAUUUUUACUCUAUGAAACUCAAGCAAAACAGUGUCAAGGACAGAUCAAUGUUACAGAAGCUGAUGCUAUUGAGUUAUGGCACAAGAGACUUGGGCACUUGAGUGAGAAGGGACUUCAAAUCCUUAGCAAAAAGGAACUCCUACCCGACUUUACAGGCAAAGAAGUAUCCUACAAGCACUUGAGGGUAUUUGGCUGCAGGGCAUAUGUGCAUGUUCCAAAAGAGGAGAGAGCAAAGCUUGAUGCAAAGACAAAACAAUGUGUGUUUUUGGGAUAUGGUGAUGAGGAGUAUGGCUACAGAUUAUGGGACUUGAAAAACAGAAAAUUAAUGAGAACUAGAGAUGUGGUGUUUAUUGAGAAUGAGACGGUUGAAGACUCGAAGAAGCAAGAUGACAGCGAGCACACUCAAGAAAUACCGAACAGUGAUUAUUGCACUCCUUCAACACCCAAACCGAGUGUUAUGAAUGAUGAUCACAAUGAAGUAGAUGAGCAGCAAGUUCAAGAGCCUGUUGUUGAACAUUUUGUUGAAGAAGAAACACACCCAGAAGAGCAAGUGCAACCACCACAGCAACCUCAAGUUAGGAGGUCCACUAGACUUCAUCAACCAUCUCGGAAGUACUCCACUGAUGAGUAUGUGCUCUUGACUAAUGGGGGAGAGCCAGAAACUUAUUAUGAAGCUAUGGAGAGUGAAAACAAGAAGGAAUGGUUGAUGGCAAUGCAAGAAGAAAUGAAUUCUUUGCAAGAGAAUGGGACUUAUGAGCUGGUAGAGCUUCCAAAGGACAAAAAGGCUCUUAACAACAACUUGAAUUUAGAAAUUGAACAGUUGGAUGUUAAGACAGCUUUUCUCCAUGGUGAUCUUGAGGAAGAGAUCUAUAUGAAGCAACCAGAGGGUUUUGAGGUGCAAGGCAAGAAGAAUCUGGUUUGUAAAUUGAAGAAAAGCUUGUAUGGUCUCAAACAAGCUUUGAGGCAAUGGUAUCCAGAUGGUGAUUUCUUGAUACUUUUGCUUUAUGUGGAUGACAUGUUGAUUGUUGGUCAUGACACAAAGAAAAUUGCAGCCUUGUUCAACAUGAGCAAAGCAAAACCUAUGGGAACUCCACUUGCUGGCCAUUUCAAACUUAGCACAGAGCAAUGUCCUACAAGCAAGGAGGAAGCGAAAUACAUGAAGAAUGUGCCAUAUACUUCUGCAGUUGGUAGUCUAAUGUAUGCUAUGGUAUGCACAAGGCCAGAUAUAGCUCACGCAGUGGGGGUAGUCAGCAAAUUUUUAUCUAAUCCUGGCAAGCAACAUUGGGCAGCAGUUAAAUGGAUUUUCAGGUAUCUUAGAGGUACAUCUCACAUGUGCUUAUGUUAUGGUGAGUACGUGAAAAACAGAGUGGGAAAGCAGUGCAGAAAAACAGAGUGAGGUUGAGAGAAAAUCUCCCUUGUUGAUGCUAGAACUUUGAGAGAUUCGGAUUGUGAUCCGAAAUUUGUAAUCCAUUUUCAGUAGUGGAUUGUUUUUCAUUUGGGCAAGUGCCUCAUGGUUUUUCCCAUUUGGGUUUUCCACGUAAAAAUUCUGGUGUCCUCUUUUUAUUUUACUUGAUUGCUUAUUCUGUUCUUGGGUGAUUGAUUGUGUCUUUGAUUGCUUUGAUUCUGGGCAUUGGACCAUUAAAACCACAACAAUAAGUAUAUUUAUGAUCU
Rubroshorea leprosula is the source of this 2858-nucleotide messenger RNA. The record is from the annotation of a GenBank genome assembly. Lineage: Eukaryota; Viridiplantae; Streptophyta; Magnoliopsida; Malvales; Dipterocarpaceae.